Messenger RNA from Jaminaea rosea, 1361 nucleotides. RefSeq lists its product as hypothetical. Bases 305 to 1288 code for a protein of 327 amino acids. The record is from RefSeq and is a predicted model, not a curated record. Lineage: Eukaryota; Fungi; Basidiomycota; Exobasidiomycetes; Microstromatales. The transcript is spliced from 4 exons.
CGCCAGGCAAUGCCGUUGGGGACUCCGAUGAAGGUGGCAGUGUACGUCGAGCGCAGGCUCAUGACGCCCUAGCAGGUCUUCCCCAUCAGCAUGAUCCCUUCGGCCUCGGUGGUCGCAAUGGGACGCGGGCAAGAGCAGGGCAUUUCAGAAAGGACAGCGACGGCAUGCCUUUUCUUUGAUCCCCUUCUCGUCGCGUUGCUGCUGGCCAGUGCGCGACCUCAUCAUACGCCUGCGAGCAAUCAACUGCCGAUGCGCGACCUACGGCUCCGUUUUCUCUUAUGUGUGUGCGCGGGCGUGCCUGAAGAUGGCUAACCGUGCCGCUCUUCACGAAUCAUCACCCGUCGCCUCGUCGCGCUCUGAUUGCUUCGGCCUCUCUCUUCUCUCUCUCAUCACAUCGACCCAGCCGCAUCGAGGUAGCCCGCAACUAUCACGACUCUCGUGCAAGCUCACCCAUACCGCCUACGUACACGCGCACGCACACAACCCCUUCGCCAUGCCGCGAGGCAAGAAGAGCACCAUGGGCGCCACCACUUCCUCCCCCUUGAGCGUCGCUACCGAUACUGAUGCUGCUGAUGCUGCGGCCGCAGGUGUUGCCAGCAGCGAAGUCGGAGAGGAGCCUGAGGUCACGCCUUGCCCUCCUGCAAGGAAGCGCAAGGGACCUGUCAAGGAAGAGAGAAAUGCGCAGUCCUACGAUAGCGACGACGAUGACGCCAACGGGCAGCACGAAGAGGAUUACCGCGAGGCAAGGCAGAGCCUCGAAGAGGCGGGACCCACCAGCAGCAAGAGUAAGCGCGCCGCCACGACUAGGUGGCACAGCACCAAGCGGCUUAAAGGUGGCCCCUCGUCGGCAGCAGCCGGACCCAGCAUUGUCAUGCGUGGACGAGCAAAUAGUGUAACAGGCAGCGCGCACUCUGUUGAUCUCGAAGAAGCCUCGGCCUCUUCUUCUGCCUCUUCCAACCUCGGCAGGGGUAAGCGCACCAUUCGCGUCACGCCCAAGGCAGCAGCUGCCGCUCCUGCUGCUGCCGCUGGACGUCAGAGGGUCAAGGCCAAGAUUGAAGCCUCGUCGAAGAAAAGUGUGGUGGGUAAGGGCGGUGCGACGUGGUCUGCUGCUGAAGAUGCAAUCAUCUUGGAGGAUAUGGUUCGCAACUACAAGCCUGACUGGUCUGCGCUUGUCAGUCAGAUAGAACAAAUCGAGGGAGGCAAGGUUCGCACCAGAAAGGCUGCUGUAGGGCACUGGGAGCAGACGCUCAAGAAAAAGAUCCUCGACCUGGGCAAGCCUGGAAAGUAGUGCAAUGGUUGAAUUAUAGGGAGCAAGAGCAAGUAAGCAAGUAAGGUCGAAGGAAGCAAGGAGGAGAUCGGAC